AAGUGAUGUGUUAAACAAUAGAAACACAAGAAAUAAAAAGGAGCCACCAAGUGAUGUGUUAAACAACAGAAAUACAAGAAAUAAAAAGGAGCCACCAAGUGAUGUGUUAAACAAGAGAAACACAAGAAAUAAAAAGGAGCCAUCAAGUAAUGUGUUAAACAACAGAAAUACAAAAAAUGGAGAGGAGCCACCAAGUGAUGCGUUAAACAAGAGAAACACAAGAAAUAAAAAGGAGCCACCAAGUGAUGUGUUAAACAACAGAAAUACAAGAAAUAAAAAGGAGCCACCAAGUGAUGUGUUAAACAACAGAAAUACAAGAAAUGGAGAGGAGCCACCAAGUGAUGUGUUAAACAACAGAAAUACAAGAAAUAAAAAGGAGCCAUCAAGUGAUGUGUUAAACAACAGAAAUACAAGAAAUGGAGAGGAGCCACCAAGUGAUGUGUUAAACAACAGAAAUACAAGAAAUGGAGAGGAGCCACCAAGUGAUGUGUUAAACAAGAGAAACACAAGAAAUAAAAAGGAGCCACCAAGUGAUGUGUUAAACAACAGAAAUACAAGAAAUGGAGAGGAGCCACCAAGUGAUGUGUUAAACAAGAGAAACACAAGAAAUAAAAAGGAGCCACCAAGUGAUGUGUUAAACAACAGAAAUACAAGAAAUGGAGAGGAGCCACCAAGUGAUGUGUUAAACAAAAGAAACACAAGAAAUAAAAAGGAGCCACCAAGUGAUGUGUUAAACAAGAGAAACACAAGAAAUAAAAAGGAGCCACUAAAGGAGCAGAACAAUAGAAAAUCUGCCAAUGAAAAUGCACCAUCAAAUGGUGUCCAGAAAGAGCAGAUAACUGUGAAGGGAAGAGAACCUCUUGAUGGUGUGCACAACAAAGAAAAAUUACCGAUAUGGGCUGUGGAGAAAAAGCCUAAGAGAACCCCUGGAAAAAGAAAGUCUUUGAGGGUUGCAAGCAAAGAUGUCUUUGAAUUUAAUUUUAUCCCAUCUGAAGAAGUAGCCAAGAAAAAGCGGGUAACUAGAACGAGAACCAAAGUGAGGCGCACAAAAUUUAGACCGAGGACAAAGUUGGCACUAUUAACAACUGACCCAAAUUGGAAGAGAGUUAUGUCCACUUUCUUGAUAAAGCCUGUGAAUGCCCCCACCUCCAGGAGAGACAGUGAAUCCACAGGAAACCAUAAUGGGUCGAGUGACAACACUGUUUUUUGUAAUGACAGAACAGAUGGUGAAUCCACAGGAACCAGUGUUGCAGCAGAAGAUAAUUUUGAUAAUGACUUUGAUAUUCAUGAUAGUGAAGAGUUUACUGGUACUCAUGAUAGUGAAGAGUUUACUGAUACUCCUGAAAGUGAAGUUACUGAAGAAUAUGAGUUUGAAACUGCAAGUUCAUUUGUUGCUCCACAGCAAGAACCAUUGAGAUUGGUCCCAAUGACAUCAGCCAGUGUAUUACCUACUCCAGCUAUAUCCAAACACAUUUCUAAGCUAAUUGGAGGUUCAUCUACUCCUAGAGCCAAAAAUAUGUUAAAAUCUAGUGUUGAGCCUCUUGAGGAGCAGGUUCCAAUGACGUUGAAAGAGGAUAUUGCUAUUUGUUUUGGCUUUGAAGACAGUGAGCAUGAUUUUGAAAAGAGUAGCCUAAAUUUGUCACCUGUGAGACGGUCGGGAUUGUCAUCGUGCCUGGAAGUAACUGGCACAUCAGAAGUUCAUAUGGAAUGUCGCCCAUCAAGUCGACCAUCACGUUUCUCAUGGGGCCCACUUCGACCAGGAUAUACAAGCUAUGUAUCUAAUAUUUGUUCAUCAAGUGUAUUUGCUGAUGGCCAUAAUGUGUCGUCUGUGUCAAGGUUUUCAGGUGCAGUGUAUGCCAAAAAACCUACACUAAAAAAAACUAAGUAUGGUAAAAAUUUUGUUUUGCAAAAAGAAGAUAAAGAAAAUCUUCAUUGCAGUCAAGUAAGUCCAAGAAAAAGCCAGCGAAAGACGAAUAAAUCGAGUCUUCUUGCAGCUGAAAAUGAGGAUUGUACUGGUGAAGGUGGUGACAUAUCAGUAUUGUUUGAUGAAGAUGAGGUGAUGGAGGAUCAUCUAAAAGGUAAAGAAAAGCAGAUUAAGCCAACUUUGAAGGACAGCUCCCCAAAAUUGUCUCCGUAUCUGUCCAAAGAAAAUGAGUAUCAGUCACCAGAAAAGUCUUUUUCUAAGCCCCCAAGAAAAUCUUAUGACAAGAAUGCCUUAGAAGAAGCACGUCGGAAGUUCUUAAGGGACUUUGGUGGAGGCACUGCCACGGAAACUGAAACCGAAGAGGAUGAAGCUGUAAUAAAGAAGAAACAGAAGAGGAAGAAGCCAUUGAAGUCUAAGAGUGCCUCCAAGAAAGUGAAGACAAAAACCAAUUUAUCUCAGAACUCAACUGGUAUUCUUUCAAAUAUAUCAGCAAGAACAAAUACCUUAAAGAAUAAUGGAAAUUCUGCUAUUGAGCAGUCAUUACAUGAAUGGGCAUCUCACUUGAACAGCCAUUUUAGUGAAGUGGAUGACAGUAUUUUGGUAACUGACUGAAAUGAAAUUGAAGUGUCAGUGUAAUGAGAGAGCAGAUAAAUCAACCUCUGCAAGAAUUUGGUGGUUGUACAUGUACAGUAUACAUUACUUCUGCACAGUGCUGAGAACUGCAGGAACAAUAUGAAUUGAUUACCGUAUAAUAUAGAUCCCAAUUAGUGACGUUGAAAAUUUUCAUUUGUGUGAAGCUCUUUCAGCUUGAUACACCAGAUGUAUCAUCAUGGUCAUUAAUCUGCAAGUACAGCCCGCCCCCUAAAUUCGUGGGGGUUAGGUUCUCAAAAUGGCCGUGAAUUGCCAAAUCUGUGAAUAACAUUUGCGGACCGAGGUGGGAGGGGCUUACAAAGAAAUGUGUAUUCCCUUUUUGUGUGUUCCCUUAGGACAAUUAUUUCUUUCACCUGUAGUUUUGUAUGUGUGUGUGUGUGUGUAAUAAUGAUAAUAAUAAUAAUAAUAAUAAAUAAUAAUAAUAAAUAAUAA
This is a messenger RNA of Homarus americanus (American lobster), 3007 nucleotides long. RefSeq lists its product as uncharacterized. The record is from RefSeq and is a predicted model, not a curated record. The transcript is spliced from 5 exons. NCBI's taxonomy places the organism in Eukaryota, Metazoa, Arthropoda, Malacostraca, Decapoda, Nephropidae. The coding region runs from base 1109 to 2536 and encodes 475 amino acids.